Priapulus caudatus is the source of this 715-nucleotide messenger RNA. RefSeq names its product dopamine receptor 2-like. Bases 1 to 531 code for a protein of 176 amino acids. Gene Ontology annotation, molecular function: neurotransmitter receptor activity; G protein-coupled serotonin receptor activity. The record is from RefSeq and is a predicted model, not a curated record. Gene Ontology annotation, cellular component: dendrite; membrane. Gene Ontology annotation, biological process: G protein-coupled receptor signaling pathway, coupled to cyclic nucleotide second messenger; chemical synaptic transmission. NCBI's taxonomy places the organism in Eukaryota, Metazoa, Priapulida, Priapulimorpha, Priapulimorphida, Priapulidae. The transcript has a single exon.
AUGGUAGUCCUCGCUUGGAGCUUUGCCUUAUUCGCAAGCGUGAUGACUAUCAUUGGUAACCGCUGGCAGCCGGAUCAAUCAUGCAUAUAUGACACCGUCACAAGUAUAACAUCUCUCAUCUGUACCUCGCUAGUCAUUGGUACGUGCGGCGUCGCCAUCAUCUCCAUUUACGCUUACAUGAUGAUGAUUGCCAGGCACCACCAGCAGCAGAUCCACCCGGACCCGAGCAACAGCGGUUCGCAGGAGGCUGGAGCGACCGGAAAAUCCUUCUCUGCUGAGCUCGCCAAGCAUCUGAAGCUUGCCAAGACGUUUGGCAUCGUCGUCGGCGCUUUCUUCGUUUGCUGGGCUCCGUAUUUCAUCAUGAUGCUGCUGAGCGUUGCCGACGUCUACCACGACACGGUCGGCGUGGCGCGAGGCCUCGGCUACCUGCUGGCGUACUCAAACUCUUGCAUGAACUUCUUCAUAUAUGCUGCGAAGAGCAGUCAGUUCCGCGCCGCCUUCCGGGCGGUGUUGCCCUCGCGUGGACGCUAGAGACGUCUCUACUGUCCAACCUUACUGGAAUCAUCGCGACUGUUUCAUCCGUUCGAUGAAGUGUUUAAGCAGGUAGAUCGAUUUAGCUUUCACGUUAGCUGAGUUUCGGGCGGGGUUCGGGUGCAGUGUUGCCCACGCGUUUGCCACUAAAGAACGUGGGAUGUUCCGUUAAAUAUGGUUUAAA